Molecule: messenger RNA, 975 nt
Organism: Helobdella robusta
Lineage: Eukaryota; Metazoa; Annelida; Clitellata; Rhynchobdellida; Glossiphoniidae
Exons: 5
Coding region: 1-975 (324 amino acids)
Source: RefSeq, a predicted model, not a curated record
AUGUCUUGGUUGCACAUCAUCAUCUUCAUUGUCAUCAUCCUUUUAUUCCUCAAAUUUUCGAAACGAUUUCGUGAUUUGAUCUCCCAAACUCUCGGACUUGAGAGUUCCGAUUGGUUGAAUGAUUUUUUAAUCUGGUCCACAUUGCAUUAUGAUUGGACAAAGGCGUCUGACGUCAUCGUCAACUCAGUUCACGAAGAAUUUAGGAGGAAAGCGCCUCCCGGUGUAAGUUUGAAGUUUGAAGGGAUGCCAUUUCUGUUAAAUGUUGACCAUCAGCAACAACAAAAAGUUCAACAGCAACAAACAAAUCAACAGCAACAUUCGCAAAGCGCGUCAUCACUCAUCAAGCAGCCGACCAUCGUCAAACAACCGCCAGGCAGUCAACUGAUUGACAAUCUCUACUCAAGCAUUGAUUCACUAUCGUCGGCCAACAGUAGCGCAAGUAGCGUUCCCAACCUCAUCGGCAACAUCAGCACAGCCACAGCAAGACCGAUACAGUUUAAAAAAAUAAGAACGGAGAGCAAAUACUCCGACCAUAUGGUUUUCACAAAUGACAUUAUAGUCGAGGGAUUGAGUCAAGUUGUUUACAUCACGUGGAAACGCAACAACCAAUUAGAAACGAGCAAGUGUCGUCUGGACUUUGUCCAUCUGCGCGGAAGGAUGAAGACUAUUAUCAACCUGAACAACAACAUCAACCUGAACAACAACAUCAACUUGAACAACAACAUCAACCUGAACAACAACAUCAACUUGAACAACAACAUCAACAGCAUCAACAACUUAAAUAACAUCAGCAACAUGACUAAUCCUCUGUUAACAAGCAACAACAGUACCACCAACAACAUCAACAACAUCAUCAACACUAGUAACAUCAAUAAAUCGUUGCUGCUCUCGACACAGUUCCUGAACAAGCCAGUUGCUAACAUACGCCUAACAAAUGCCGAUUGCAAAACAAUUGAGAAGACACUAUGCAGGUAG